GAUUCUUCGAACUCUAUCAACAAUUAUCCACUCCAUUGCCCUUCAUUUCCCUCCAUCUCCCCUGAGCGCCAAUGAGUUCACCCUCGCCGGAGAAGAAACAAUGGGGAGAGAAGGUUUCGCAGACGGUUUUCUCAGCAUAUAACCGUCUCCCUAAGAAAGGAAAACCUCAGGGUCGUGAAGUCACCGUCUUGGCCGCAUUCCUCACUUCUUCCCCCUCCCAAGAAUUGAAAGUGGUUGCAUUGGGGACAGGAACUAAGUGCAUUGGGCGUUCGCGUCUUAGUGUUCAUGGUGACGUUUUGAAUGAUUCUCAUGCUGAGAUUGUAGCUAGAAGAGCUUUACUUAGGUACUUCUAUUCUGAGAUUCAAAAGAGUAGCAUGCAGUUGCCAGACUCCAUUUUUGAGUCAGGUGGUUUUGGCAGUGGUAAAUACAAGAUGAGACCCGGUUGGCAAUUGCAUUUAUACAUAUCACAGUUGCCUUGUGGAGAUGCCUCCCUCAAUUCACAGCUUUUUCCUUGCUUGAAUAGUUCGAUAAAAGAAGGGUGUUCAAUAUCCUCAACAACCAAACUGAAUGAUCUUAUGGAGGAAUUCUUGGAGUCAUCCAUGAAGAACAAUGGUGACUGUUCUCAUGUGAUUGGCACUGUUCAAAGGAAACCUGGGCGUGGUGAUGCAACUUUAUCAGUGAGCUGUUCUGAUAAAAUUUCCCGUUGGAAUGUUGUUGGUGUCCAAGGGGCUUUACUUUCUCACUUUCUACAGCCAGUUUACAUAUCAUCAAUAACUGUGGGGCAAUCUCGAAAUUGUUCUGAUAAGGAAGUAGAAGAGCAGUUGACAAGGGCGUUGAGUGAUAGAGUAUUACCAUUAUCAAAGAAACUAACAAGUCCAUUUAAAGUGAAUAAGCCGUUGUUUUCGGUAGCUUCGGUACCCCUCGAGGUGUUUCGCCAUGCUGAAACUGCUGCAUCCACUUUAACAUGCGGAUAUUCAAUAAGCUGGAAUAAGUCGGGCCUUCAUGAAGUCAUUCUUGGAACCACUGGUCGGAAGCAGGGGACAUCUGGAAAAGGUGCCAUGCACCCCUCUUCAGAAUCAACUUUAUGCAAGAAGAGAAUGUUGGAGUCAUUCUUGUCACUGAGUCGAAGUUUACCCAAUUCUUCAUUGAGUGAAACUUCUUACCAGAGACUAAAGGAGAGGGCCAAUGAAUAUAAUUCAGCCUUGAAAUUGAACUUCAGGGGCCUGGGCUGCCAUUGUUUUCCAAGGCGUUUUCUUUGCCAUUUCGUAUUUUAGUUUUAUUCUUUUUGAAAUUUCAUUUUGCAUGUAAUUUAAAGCUGUUGUAAUAUCUACUUUGUUAAAAGAAUACCUUGCAAUUUAUUUUAGAUGCUAAAUUGGUUUAUCAUGAA
Molecule: messenger RNA, 1387 nt
Organism: Lactuca saligna
Lineage: Eukaryota; Viridiplantae; Streptophyta; Magnoliopsida; Asterales; Asteraceae
Source: the annotation of a GenBank genome assembly